AGAACCAAUGUCGUCAUAUUCGUCCGCCGUGAACCAGCUCUGCUUCGGAAGGUCGCCAGUCGUAACCUAGCUGGCUGGGAGUAUACACGCGGUACUUGACAUGUCUGAACCAUGGCUGUACCCUACAGUUUUGCUGUGUGUUUAUGGAUUUUUCUCAAGUCUCAGACCUUCGGAACCUUUUCUUACCGCAUAUUUAAUGGGACCUGAAAAGAAUCUUACUGAGACGGAGGUUGUCAAUGAGAUUUAUCCAGUAUGGACAUAUUCAUACCUGGCACUCCUGUUUCCGGUCUUCCUUGCUACGGACUACCUCCGCUACAAGCCCGUGAUCAUUAUCCAGGGGGCCAGUUUCAUUGUGACCUACGUGAUGCUGGUGAAGGUCCAAGGCGUGCUGGCCAUGCAGUUCAUGGAGUUCUUCUACGGGGUCGCCACGGCGACGGAGAUAGCCUAUUACUCGUACAUAUACAGUGUGGUGGACCCGGCGCAGUAUCAGCGAGUGACCGGCUACUGCCGCAGCAUCGCGCUGGUGGGCUCCGCCGUCGGCUCGCUGAUCGGGCAGGUGCUGGUGUCCGUGGCGCAGGUCCGCCUGAUCUAUCUCAGCGUCAUCACGCUGACUUCGGUGGUGGUGGGCUUCGGCGCCCCCUGGUUUCUGCCCGUGGCCAGCGAGAGCUUGUUUUUCCACCAGAGAAACGGCGGCCUGGGCAAGGAAGCUGCGGACGAGAGGACUGGCGAUGUGGCUGUAGCUUUGAUGGAGGAGGCGGAAUGUAAGGUUCCAUGCCGGGAGGGUGAGCCUGGUGCAGUUUUCAAGGAGAGGAAGCUCGGCUGGGGCAGGAGCGGUGAGCUGGUGGACGUGCUGAGGACUCUGUGGGGUGACUUCCUGCAGUGUUACUCUUCCUGCACCCUGCUGGCCUGGUCCGUGUGGUGGGCCCUGUCCACCUGCGGCUACUUCCAGGUGGUCAACUACACCCAGGCCCUCUGGGAACAUAUUCUGCCCUCCACAGAGUAUGAGAUCUACAACGGCUAUGUGGAGACUGUCUCCACUCUUCUAGGAGCAGUGGCUGCCUUCGGGGUGAGCUUUGUGAAGAUCUCCUGGGCAACCUGGGGCGAGCUGGCGCUCUGCGCCUUCUCCGUCGUCAUCGCCGUGGCGGUGUACGUCAUGGACACGGUGCGCAACAUUUGGGUGUGCUACGCAGCCUACGUCAUCUUCAGGGGAACUUAUAUGCUGCUCAUCACCAUAGCAACGUACCAGAUUGCUGCUAACCUCUGCAUGAGGCGGUAUGCCCUUGUGUUUGGAAUGAACACUUUUAUCGCCCUGUUACUGCAGACCCUGCUUACUUUGAUUGUGGUGGAUAGCGUUGGGCUGGGCCUUGAUAUUAUUCCACAGUUUAUGAUCUACGCCAGCUACUUUGCCGUGAUCGCCAUCGUCUUCCUGGUGGCCGGGCUGUACAAGGUCGUGCUGAGAUGGCGGAACGGGCCCGACGGGCAGAGCGACAGUGGGGAGACGGCGUCGGACUCCUCGGGGGGAGACCCGCAUCUCAGCAACGGCAAGGCGGAGCAGAACUCCGGAAACCUGGCCGUCCCUCGUCCCUCGCCACUGAUCGAGCCAAGGGGCCGAGCUUUGGGAGGUCCAUGACCAAAAGACAAGAAUUAGUGUGUGUCUUAAGACUGCUGACCCGUUGAGCACUUUGAUUUUCCGAAUCAGCUACGUGGCCUUGGGGAGGAGAUACCUCAUGCCGUUAACUUGUGACACCGUUAAAUCCAGGGGAUUUAGAAGGCCUAUUUUCAGGCUUAAACAACAAAGGUACUUUCUUGGUCAAUAAUGAAGCCUUUAUUUGAACAAUUUAUUUGCACAUGGGCACAACAAACCAUUAUUUCUUCUUGUUCUCCGUUACAUUUGCCUUACUUCGAAACAGUGGCGUAAAUAUAUUUGGCUUUAGCCGCGUUUACAGUUUAGAGCCGGUAUCGUGUUUCUU
Anguilla anguilla (European eel) is the source of this 1970-nucleotide messenger RNA. RefSeq names its product solute carrier family 19 member 2 (gene slc19a2). Gene Ontology annotation, molecular function: vitamin transmembrane transporter activity. Gene Ontology annotation, biological process: transmembrane transport; vitamin transport. The record is from RefSeq and is a predicted model, not a curated record. Gene Ontology annotation, cellular component: plasma membrane. NCBI's taxonomy places the organism in Eukaryota, Metazoa, Chordata, Actinopteri, Anguilliformes, Anguillidae. The coding region runs from base 101 to 1630 and encodes 509 amino acids. The transcript is spliced from 6 exons.